Messenger RNA from Fomitiporia mediterranea MF3/22, 669 nucleotides. RefSeq lists its product as uncharacterized. The transcript has 5 exons. The record is from RefSeq and is a predicted model, not a curated record. The coding region runs from base 1 to 669 and encodes 222 amino acids. NCBI's taxonomy places the organism in Eukaryota, Fungi, Basidiomycota, Agaricomycetes, Hymenochaetales, Hymenochaetaceae.
AUGCGCAAGACAUCUUACGUAGUUACUUUUCUGGCCGUUGCGGUCACCCUACUCUUGAACAUCCUGUCCAUCACGCGGCCAGACUGGCUGUACGCACAUCCUCCAGAUAUUUUCCACUCCAAGAUUGUGAUCCGCUAUGGUCUCCUUGAGCGCUGCGAACGCCAGAUAAUUGAUUUCCCGGGACCUGGUCAGAGUGGACGAAUCCGCUAUACAGACUACUCGUGCAGACCAUUCCCAAGUCGCAAGGAGGAUGCCUGUGAGGACGAAAACCGCUACUUCUGCACAAUGUGGUGGACUGCUGGUUACGCGGCUGAACUGGGCGUAGCUUUUGGUGCUGCGACACUCAUGGCCGUCCUUAUCGGUGUGAGCACACGGUCGAGAAGACGUAGAAUCUGGAGAGGCGUUGCGGGCUUAGAGGCUCUGCAUGCUUCGUUCAAGAUCAUCACCUUCGCGCUUAUCACGCAUCUCUAUUCCAAGUCUCAUCACCCAUACUUUGAGUUCGCUAGGCCGAGCACUGCCUACAUUCUCAAUACCCUUUCCUGGGUAGCGGACGUUCUGAUCAUCUUCGGCGUUGUAACUACCGGUAUUUCUGCUGACGCUGGUCAUGCAUGGGCUGCAGGCAACAGAGCUUAUAGGCAGAUCUCGGACUCAGAAGAAGAGGGACAGUAA